AUGUCAAGUGCAGCUCAAAUCAAACCAGAAGAUAUAAUAAAACAUUUAGAUCAAGCUCGUGAAGUUGCAUUUUCAAAUCCAGAAAGUUAUCCUGCUAUCUUUAGACAAGUUUUAUUAUUCACUAAUAAUCCAAAUAAUUCAAUUCAAUUAUGGUGUGUUAAAUUCAUUUAUGAUUCAUUUAUAAAUAAUACUAUAUUAAAUCAUUCUGAUAAAGUAGAUUUAGCCAUUGAUUCAUUAGAUGCAUUAUUUACUUUAUCAAAUAUUAAAGAUUUACCGUUAUUUUUACAAAUUAUUGAUAUAUCUUGUAUUAUAUUUAAAUUAGUAUUUAAUUAUGUGGCAGAAAAUGAUGGUUGUAAUCAAGUUUGGAGUAAAUUAACUGAAUUAAAAAAUUCUUUAGUUAAUAAAUUUCAAUCAAAUUUCCCUUUAGAUCCAUCUGAUAAUCAAGAACAUGAUUUAUCAAGAAAUAUUAUAACAAAAAUUGAAUUAAUUAAAUUUAUUUUUAUUGUUAUUGAUUAUCAAUCAAAAUCAACUUUAAUAAAUACAAAUAAUGGAACUCCUCCUCCAGCAACUACAUUUUCAUUAAAUUCAGUUAGUCCAACUCAUUCAUUAAUAAAAUAUAAUAAUAUGGAAUAUGAAUCAACAGUUUUAUUAGAUAUGAUUUUAAAAACUUUUAAUUAUGAUAUUUUAAUACCUCAAUUAAUUUCAUCUAUAUUAAAUCAUUCUAUAAUUAUAAUGAGAAGAAAACCUCAAUAUAGUUCAAAAAUUUUAAAUAUUAUUGAAAAUUAUGAUUCAAUUUCAAAAUAUCAAUCAAAUUAUCAAUCUCUUGAACAAUUUAAAUUAUCCAAGAAAUAUGUUGAUAGAAUAUUUAGAAUUUUUAUUCAUCAUUGUUUAAGAAAUAAUUUAAUUCCUAAUAAUUAUCAGAAUUCAUUAACUAAAAAAGCUCAAACUUUACAAGACAGAGGUAAUGAAAUUAGAAAAAAGAAUAUAUUUGCCAUUGAAGAACCCAAUCUUAAAAAGAGAAAAUUCGAAGGAUUUUAUAAUCCAACUAAAAGAUUAAAAGUGGUGGAUUAUUCCAAUUUAUAUAGUUUAAAUGAAACUAAUAAUCCUUUGAAUACGUUUAAUAUUUCAACUGUUCCUCAAUUUAUUUUAAAUAAUAUGGUGGUGAAUGCUUUACAAAAAUCAUCAGUAAGUAAAUUAUCUAAAGCUUUGGAAAUUAUUUCUGAUCGUUAUAUUAAUGCUUUGAAUACUGCGGGGACAAAUAUUAAUUCACAAUCUGCUACUCCUACAUUCAGACCUCCAAUACCGAAUAAUAAUAUUAAUAAUAAUAAUAAUAAUAAUGGAUAUCAACCAACACAACAAUAUCAAGGUCAAUUACCACCUCCUCAGAAUCAACAACAACUUAAACCAUAUGAACCUCCUGGUGGUUAUGAUUAUACUACAAAUGGAAAUGGUAAUGGGUUUGGUAAAGGUGGUGAUGAAUAUGGUGACGAAGAAGGUGAAGAAGAAGAUGAAGAAGAUACUUACGAUCCUGAAACCAUAUAUACUUUACCACCACCAAAGGAUCUUUCGUUCCAAGAUAAAAAAGAUCAAAUUAAUAUUAUAAUUCAGAAUUUCUUUAGAUUAGCGAAGAAUCCAACAUUAGCUAAUAAAGUUGAUGUUGAUGAUGAUGAAGAAUUAAAAAUUAAACCUGAUGAUGAUGAAAAUGUUAAAGUUAAUAAAGAAUUAACUAAGAUUGCCAUUAAAUCAUGGAAAAAGGAUAGUUGGAUUAUUUUAUUAACUAGAUUAGCUACAAGAGGGAUGAGAAGUUUAACUGGAAGUUCAAGUGAUGAAGAUAAAAUAUCACCUGAUGAUAAAAUUAAUCAAGAAUUAAGUGAUAUGAUUAGAAAUUCUAUAUUUGAAUAUUUCCUUGAAAAUAUUCAUGGUAGAAUUGAUAUUAUAAUUAAAUGGUUAAGUGAAGAAUGGUAUAGUGAAAAAGUAUUUAAUGAAGAACUUGAGAUUAAAAAAGCGGUUAAAUUAAAUCAAGGUAAAUCUGUCAAACUGUUACCACCGAUUAAAACUCCAAUUUAUAAUAAAUGGGCUGGAAAAGUUUUAGAUGCUAUGAUUCCAUUUUUAGAACCAAGUGAUAGAAAGAUUUUCAUUCGUUUAUUAAGUGAUUUACCUUAUUUAAAUGAAGAGUUAGUAGGUGGGAUAAAAUCCUUAUGUUAUGAUCCCGUUAGAAUUAAGAUUGGAUUUCUUUCCUUACAAUUCUUAAUUAUGUAUAGACCACCCGUCAAACAAGCAUGUCUUAAUAUCUUAAAGGAGUUAAGUGAAAGUGAUCAAGAAGAUUUAAAGGAAGAAGCUAAAAAAUUAUUGGAUAAAUAUAAUUAA
Molecule: messenger RNA, 2367 nt
Organism: Scheffersomyces coipomensis
Lineage: Eukaryota; Fungi; Ascomycota; Pichiomycetes; Serinales; Debaryomycetaceae
Product: RNA-processing protein
Exons: 1
Coding region: 1-2367 (788 amino acids)
Cellular component (GO): mRNA cleavage and polyadenylation specificity factor complex
Source: RefSeq, a predicted model, not a curated record